AUGGGGUAUCCUAAUGUAUUUGUCAAUGCCCAAGAAAACAAGCCCCUAGUUUCCUUUGGAGUCAUAUCUGAUGUCCAAUAUGCUGAUAUUCCCGACGGGCGCUCGUUUCUUGGUGUCCCCCGUUACUACAGGCACAGUCACCUUGUGCUGCAAAGAGCCGUACAAAAAUGGAACGACAAAAAGGUCGAUUUUGCGAUCAACUUUGGGGAUAUUGUAGAUGGAUUCUGCCCAAAGGAUAAAUCUUUAACCGCGGUCCAGAAAAUAGUCGACGAGUUCAAUGCUUUCAACGGGCCCGUUUAUCACAUGAUUGGGAACCACUGUCUCUACAACCUCCCUCGCGAAAAGUUACUGCCUUUACUGAACAUUCACAGCCGUAACCAUCUCGCCUACUUCGAAUUUUCACCGGUCCCAGAGUACCGGUUCGUGGUUCUCGAUGGUUAUGACAUCAGCGCUAUCGGCUGGCCCAAGGACCACCCAAAAACAUCAAAGGCAUUAAAUUUUCUAAAGGAGAGAAAUCCGAAUCCGGAGAAAAAUUCUCCAAACGGGCUCGUGGACCAUGAGAGACGGUUUCUCAUGUUCAAUGGUGGGGUGGGGAAAGAGCAAAUGGAGUGGUUGGAUAAAGUGCUUCAAGACUCGACGAGGCUCGACCAGAGAGUGGUGAUAUGCUGUCAUCUACCGUUGUAUCCCGAGGCAUCAUCCUACGAGGCCCUCUUGUGGAAUUAUAAUGAGGUGAUGGAUAUGAUUCAUAGGUAUAGAUGCGUAAAGGUCUGUUUGGCCGGACAUGAUCACAAAGGAGGUUAUUCGGUCGAUUCUUACGGUGUGCACCAUCGGAUUCUUGAAGCGGCCUUGGACUGCCCUCCUGGGACCAAUGCCUUUGGGUGUGUCGAUCUUUUUCACGAUGGUUUGGUGCUGUACGGUACCGAUAGAUUGAAAUCUCAAGAAAUGCUUUUCUGUCCAUAG
This is a messenger RNA of Striga hermonthica, 960 nucleotides long. The record is from the annotation of a GenBank genome assembly. Lineage: Eukaryota; Viridiplantae; Streptophyta; Magnoliopsida; Lamiales; Orobanchaceae.